AUGAAUGCUCUCGACUCAAAAGAAAACUUGGAAGCUAGAGGUACAGCUAUUGAUAAACUGCCUGAUUUUGGUAGCUUGCCAAUGAUAAAAGCAGUAUUAACAGAGUAUCGUACUGCAGCUCAAAUAACGUCGAAUGGAGAUUGGGUACCAAUCGCUCAAGCUCUUUUAGCUGACUAUGCUGAUAAUGUUUAUUUGUCCUGCACAAAAUUACAUGGCAGAACACACAACUUCUAUCGCUAUAAUGUGAUGGCCAAACAUGAUCAACAACAACGACAAAUCGGUAUAAUUGAUUCUACCUUCAUAUUAGGUUGUCCGGUGAACAUCACUCCUAUGCCUUUGAUAGUGACUCGUGAUGUUCUAUUUUCACCAGCAGUUCCAGCAACUUCGGGUUUUUCAUUCAAUGGUGAAAUUCAAUCAACUUGGUUAAUAAAAAAUAUACGACGCUCUAUUACAACCCGUAACAGUGAGAACACGAAAUGUCACAAAGAAAUCGUUCAAGAUGCUGAAGUUCAAGACGUUUCGAAGCGCGUCAGCCACCAAUUUACUGGUGGGCAGUUCAUCUUACAAGGUACAACAGGUAGCGAUGUUUUGUUAACUGAGCUUUAUCUACUCAAAAGACAAGUUAAUAAACACCAGAUGGAAUUGGUUAAAACUAAUGAGACUGGCGAAAACUUAAGAAGAAAUGUCUAG
Molecule: messenger RNA, 690 nt
Organism: Rotaria sp. Silwood2
Lineage: Eukaryota; Metazoa; Rotifera; Eurotatoria; Philodinida; Philodinidae
Source: the annotation of a GenBank genome assembly